Athalia rosae (coleseed sawfly) is the source of this 3662-nucleotide messenger RNA. It is a transcript of the gene Rtel1, whose product is annotated as regulator of telomere elongation helicase 1 homolog. The coding region runs from base 222 to 3218 and encodes 998 amino acids. NCBI's taxonomy places the organism in Eukaryota, Metazoa, Arthropoda, Insecta, Hymenoptera, Athaliidae. Gene Ontology annotation, molecular function: hydrolase activity, acting on acid anhydrides, in phosphorus-containing anhydrides; ATP binding; DNA helicase activity. Gene Ontology annotation, cellular component: nucleus. The transcript has 12 exons. The record is from RefSeq and is a predicted model, not a curated record. Gene Ontology annotation, biological process: DNA recombination; regulation of double-strand break repair via homologous recombination; DNA replication.
CAAAUUAAUCGGUGACAACCAGUGACCUCUUCCAAUAAUGCAGCUUAUACAGCAAACUACUUGAUCCGAUAUCCGUAGUUUUCGCGCUCUUUCGAAGCAACAACGUGAUUGUAGGUUGACAACCGUUAAUGAAUAGCCAGUUAACACUGUCAAAUGGUUUGUCGACUGAAUUUCGGCCUCUAACUUGAACUGUCAGUACACCUAAUUCAAAUUUGCAAGCGAUGCCAGACGUGGAACUAAAUGGAAUCACGAUUAGUUUUCCAUUUGAGCCAUAUGAUGUGCAGAAACGAUACAUGGAAAAAGUCAUCGAAUGCUUACAGGAUGCAAAACACGGAGUCUUGGAAUCGCCAACAGGAACUGGUAAAACUUUGAGCCUGUUGUGCUCAUCACUAGCAUGGCUCGAAGUAAAAAAGGCACAACUCCAGGGACAAGCCAUGAUGGGAUCUAUGGAAAAGCCCAAUUUUGGAGGAGACUUCUUUGAAAGCUUAACAAAAGGAUUAGAUAAAGCAGCUGGAAAAUCAGAUCAAUCUACACCUAAUUUCACCUGGGGAAUGCCCAAAAUUAUUUAUGCAUCUAGAACGCAUUCCCAAUUAUCACAAGCUAUGCAAGAGCUCAAAAAGACCGCCUAUAAACACGUAAAAGUCGCGGUAAUUGGAUCUAGAGAUCAACUUUGUAUUCAUCCUGAAGUAUCGAAAGAGAUCAACAGCUCGAUUAAAAUUAACAUGUGUCAGGCUAAAGUUAGAGCUCGUACUUGCUUCUACUAUAACAACGUUGAUGUCAGGAAAACAGACCCUCUUUUUCAGCAUGAAAUUCUUGAUAUUGAAGAUCUGGUAAAAGCUGGUCAAAAACUCAAAUGCUGCCCUUAUUUCUUAUCUAAAGAGUUGAAGCAGUCAGCUGAUAUCACUUUUAUGCCAUAUAAUUAUAUAUUGGAUCCAAAAACGCGGAAAGCACAAGGUCUUGAGUUACAGAACAACAUCCUCAUUUUAGACGAGGCGCACAAUGUUGAAAAAACUUGUGAAGAGUUUGCUUCGUUACAAGUAAGCAGUACAGACAUAGCCCUUUGUAUAGAUGAAAUCACAGCUGUAAUGAAAGACAUUGCAGACGAAGCAAAUUUAGGGGAAGGUGCAUUCGAUGGAAUGUCUGGCACGCAGAAAGACUUUACACCGGAAGAUCUGUGUAUUUUAAAAACAAUGUUUCUUGAGUUUGAAAAGACUAUCGAUGCUAUAGAAAUUAAGAAACGAGACGAAGGAGAAACCUUUCCAGGUGGAUACAUCUUUGAUCUUCUUGAAAAAGUCGAGUUGAGUCAUGGAAAGGAGACGUUAGUAAUUGACAAGUUGGAUAAAAUCAUACUAUACUUAACAACAACCAGUACGUCUCCAUUCACGAGAAAAGGAAAUGCCUUGCAGAAAUUCAAUGACCUUCUCAGAGUUGUCUUCAGUGGCGGACAAGCAUCACCACAUCAUAGGGAACGAGUGAAACAUUGUUACAAGGUGCACAUAAUGCUGGAAGAGGUGAAAAAAGCUCGAAAGAAUGAUGGUUGGGAAUCUAUGAAAGUAGUUUCGAAAAAUGAGGGAAAAUUAAUCAGCUACUGGUGUUUCAGUCCUGGAUUUGGAAUGCAGCAAAUCGUGGAACAAGGGAUUCGGUCAAUUGUUCUAACCAGUGGCACUUUGUCCCCUCUUAAACCACUCAUAUCUGAAUUAGGUAUACCUAUUGGUGUGCAGCUCGAGAAUCCACACAUAGUAAGCAGCCGCCAAGUAUGUGUUGGUGUUUUAAGCAAUGGUCCUGAUGGACAUCCAUUGAAUUCCUCAUACAAUACACGAAAUGAUCCAAAAUAUAUCGCUACUCUUGGACGAACGAUCUACAACUUCAGCUGCCUGAUACCACAUGGUAUGCUAGUCUUUUUCCCAUCAUACCCUAUUUUGAAGAAAUGCCAAGAGGAUUGGCAAAACUCUGGAAUGUGGACAAAAAUAUGUGAAAGAAAGCCAAUUUACGUCGAAGGACAACUAAAACACGUUUUCAUAAAUACCAUAAACGAGUUCUACGAAAAAAUUCAAGACCCGUCUUGUAGGGGUGCAAUUUUUAUGGCUGUCUGUCGAGGCAAAGUUAGUGAAGGUUUGGACUUUGCCGACAUGAAUGGUCGAGCUGUUUUAGUAACAGGUCUUCCAUUCCCUCCGUUAAAAGAUCCGCGAGUUAUCCUAAAGCAAAGGUACUUAGAAGAAAAGAGAAGCAGAGAGAAAGAGUCGCUAACAGGCCAACAAUGGUACCAGUUAGAAGCCUCUCGAGCAGUAAACCAAGCCAUCGGUCGUGUAAUCCGGCAUAAAAAUGAUUAUGGGGCAAUUAUCCUUUGUGAUUGUAGAUUUGAAAAUCCUAAUUUCAGAAAUCAAUUAUCAGCGUGGCUGCGACCUAAUAUACAAAAGUUCACUAAUUUUGGCACUGUCACAAAAGAGCUGAGAGAAUUCUUCCGAAGUGCAGAACGUGAUUUGCCACAACCAAAAAUGAAGGAUGGAUCUAGUUUCGACACCCAACAGAUCGCCUUACCAGCAGUAGGUGCCUCGUUCGAUGAAACGCACUCUCGAACUAAUUCAUCGAAAGCAAAUCAAAGACCUCUCAUGGAUUCAGCACCGAUAGACGAUUUUAAUCUACAGAUCUACGCAGAGGCUACAUCACAAGAGUCAAAAAUCAGUCAAACUGAUAAGAAAGAUAUUUUCAGUUUGCUAGAAACAAGAUCGAAGCCUGUGAUAGAUUUUAACAAUUGUAAAUCGAACGUCCACUGGGAGAGAUGUGAACUUACGAGGGAAAUUGACACACCAGUUGCAAAAAAAAGGAAAAUUCAAAUUGUGGGAAUGAAGAUUGACGUGUCCCAGCCUUCAACAUCGUCGGAAUUGCCUGCAGCUCAAGUUUCUAAUACCCAGACAAACGACGAAAAUGCUACUGAAACAAAAAAAUUAGUCAGCAUGGAUAGAAAAAAAAUUGGCAAGACUUACUUGAAAGAUGUCAAGCAAUCUCUAACGGAUGAAAAAUACAAGAAAUUUACAUUGAUGGUUCAAAGUUACACAAGAAAUGCCGAUUACGAACAACUUUUAACAACAUUGGAAUUUCUUUUUCCCAAAGCUGAUAAUCUUCACCAUUUGUUUGAAGGUUUCAAAACUUUUUUAAAAAAGGAGCACAAAGCGGAAUUUGAAAGACACAUUAGUCACCUAGAAAGCCUGGAUCUGUGAAAGCAUUAACCCGUCCAAUUUUACGAGUCGUUCAUCAUCACUUCAUGCAAAAGUAACUACAGUACUCGUUAUAAAUCACAAUUCUGUAAUUGCUAAAGUGGCGUCACUAAAAAGUAAUUAUUUUUCUAUCGAAGUUUAGCUUUCAUCAUUUCAUAUCUAAUCACCACUGACCACCCAAAUGUAGAUUUUUAUAAAAUAUUGAUUGGAUCCCAAGCUAAUGUCAUUCAUGAAUGUUUAUUAUAAUCAUUCAUAUAUGGGUACAAAAAUUAUUAGUUGCUUGAUAAUUCAUAGCAAUUUGAAUAGCAUUACUUUCAAGUCAUUCGUUUCACAACUGUCUCCAUCCGUAAUAUUUAACAAUCAAAUAAUCAGUUGCAUAUUUGUCGAAUAUUAAUUACAAUAUUCAGUUAUUUUUCGACUAGCAUGAUUACGCAGUUCACAGUUUAA